This is a messenger RNA of Fusarium fujikuroi IMI 58289, 1983 nucleotides long. Its product is annotated as related to heat shock transcription factor. Gene Ontology annotation, biological process: regulation of DNA-templated transcription. Bases 1 to 1983 code for a protein of 660 amino acids. Lineage: Eukaryota; Fungi; Ascomycota; Sordariomycetes; Hypocreales; Nectriaceae. The record is from RefSeq and is a predicted model, not a curated record. Gene Ontology annotation, molecular function: sequence-specific DNA binding; DNA-binding transcription factor activity. The transcript is spliced from 4 exons.
AUGCCUAUACCGCAGCCAAUGCAGCCACAGUACAACGCGGGGAACCCGGCCGGCGACCAGGUGAUGCGUUGGAAUGGAAUGGGCGACCCCUCGAGCUUCAUGAACGGUGCUGAUGGUAUCAUGGAUGGGAAUGCUCAUGUUGGGAACUCUUUUGGUCUGGUUCCGGCACAGCCACAAUAUGCUCAGCCUGUGUCGACGCCGUCGAACACACUUGCUCGACGGCAAAUGAAUCGCGCGCUUGUUCCGACCAAUACCCGACCCUAUGAUGGAGCAGUAGAACAAUGGGGAAACUUUGUUGGUGAUGAUAAUGCUCUGCUUCAACAAAACCCCUCUGAGAACUUGAAUGAGCAAGACAACGUUGAGAUAUUGGAGGAGAUGGCCCAGAAGGCCAAGCGAGAGGCGCAAGCAAAGCGCAAGCAGAUUCCCCCUUUCGUGCAAAAACUGAGCAGUUUCCUGGAGGAGCGCAAAAACGAAGAUUUGAUUCGAUGGUCAGAAAAGGGAGAUUCGUUCAUUGUGCUUGAUGAGGAUGAGUUUGCAAAGACUCUGAUUCCAGAACUGUUCAAACACAACAAUUAUGCAUCCUUUGUUCGACAGCUCAAUAUGUAUGGCUUCCACAAACGCGUGGGUCUGUCGGACAACUCAAUGCGAGCCAGUGAGCGCAAGAAUAAGAGCCCUAGCGAGUACUCAAACCCAUAUUUCCGACGCGGACACCCAAAUCUCCUGUGGCUUAUCAACAAGCCCAAGAGUGGAAGCAAAGCAAAGAAGGGUGCCAAGGGUACUGAAAUCGAUAACGACAGUGAGGACGAGGGUGCAACCGAGGAGAUCCUCGCGUCUGGGCUAGGGGCCUCUGCAGCCCAGCCUCCUCGAUCAUUACCGGCUGGUGAUUCUCAGCCCAUACCAAAGAAAGAGUUGACUCUGGUUCGAGAAGAAUUGGGCAAAGUCCGAGAACAACAGAAAUUGAUUCUCGGUGCCAUUAAUCGAUUACAAAGAAACAACAACGAUCUUUAUCAACAGGCGGUCAUGUUUCAGAAUCAGCACGACCGUCAUCAGAAUUCUAUCAACGCCAUUCUUAACUUUCUUGCCAAUGUCUUUCGAAAAACACUGGAGGAUCAGGGCAACUCGCAGAAUGUAAAUGAUAUUAUUUCGAGCAUGCUCACGAAUCAGAAUCAACAGUCCGCCCAACAUGGCAGCGUGGUCGAUCUUGGAGACUUCAUCCAACAGAUGGAUCCUUCAUCAUAUGGCACACCUCAUAAGAAGGCUCGCGAACUCCAAGAGAAUUCACCUAGCGACACAAAUUCCCCCACUCUCCGUCAGGAACUAGAGGCAAAUCCUCAUGAGCAGAUGUUGAAGAUGAUCAAUGAACACAAUGCAACCAACAAUCAUGGCAUGGAUCUGCCAGAGGCUGCCGAGCUUGUGGCCAACGCCCCCAACACGUUGAGUAAUGCCCAACGAAGCAAAUUGGUGCUCACAUGGCCAUGCCAACUAUGCCUACCUCAACCUCCGUCUCACCUCCACCCCCGUCCGCUUUCCCCUAUCAUGGGACCUCCCAUGGCCCCGCCGUCCUUGAACGAGAUCAACACCAACCAGUUGGAUCUAGAUCAACUUCAUCGUCUUCAGAGCGAGCAGGAUGCAAAGAUUAGCGAACUUGGUAGUAUACUCGGACCACUGAGUCCUUCCGGGCAUGUACCUGGUCUAGGGGAUACCGAGGCUUACUUUGAUCCUCAUCCAGCAGAUUUCGAUCAGUUUUUUGACAGCAACGCUUUAUUUGGCGAUGGGCAGUACAACACCGAUGGCACUGAUUUCAACUUCAGCCUUGAUACAGACCAAAGUCACCCGAAUUCGUCACUACAUACCGGGCAUCCUAUUCCCCAUGUGAGCCACCACAAUACUCCGAGUCCUGCAGGUACAGAAGAAAUUACCCGCAGUGACCUACGGCUAGACAGCACGCCCGAUCGAGGAAUUAAGCGGCAACGCGUGGGCUAA